Echinococcus granulosus is the source of this 525-nucleotide messenger RNA. RefSeq lists its product as hypothetical. Bases 1 to 525 code for a protein of 174 amino acids. The transcript has 7 exons. Lineage: Eukaryota; Metazoa; Platyhelminthes; Cestoda; Cyclophyllidea; Taeniidae. The record is from RefSeq and is a predicted model, not a curated record.
AUGAGGUUACGCAGCAAAAUAGCAUGGGAUGCUUUUGUAAUUAAUGAAUUGAAAUUUAAAGAUUCAAAAAAAGUCCUCAUAACAUUUACACUUAUGUUUCAUAUGCAUACAAUUACCCAUAAAGCCGAGAAAAAAAGGAUGGAACUAUCAAUCGCCUACUGCCAAAGGAAUGGUUUACCAUUAGUUCACGAUUUGAUUAUUUCAUGUGGUUACCUAAGUAGUAGAAUCCCAAGAGAAAUGAAUGGUGCAUUUUUGGCACGCUGCUACACUAAAUGCUGCACAGCGAUUGUGGCUAAGGAGAGUGGAAUUGAAAAUGAAUUAGGUGGUAGUUUAAGGAUAUUUAAAAUGACUAAUCCUUCUCAGUGGCCUACAUGUAUGGAGUUAAUUUUGAGUGAACCUUACAACAAAUUCGAAAAAGCAGAGAUACUUGUAGUUCAAUCAAUAAAGAAUUGUAUUUAUUACAAUACAAUUUGUUUCCGGAUAUGCUCUUAUGCACCUAGUUAUAGAAAAACUAAAUUUGCCUAA